Messenger RNA from Megalops cyprinoides (Indo-Pacific tarpon), 2179 nucleotides. Its product is annotated as POU domain, class 2, transcription factor 2-like. NCBI's taxonomy places the organism in Eukaryota, Metazoa, Chordata, Actinopteri, Elopiformes, Megalopidae. Gene Ontology annotation, cellular component: nucleus. The record is from RefSeq and is a predicted model, not a curated record. The transcript is spliced from 16 exons. The coding region runs from base 82 to 2175 and encodes 697 amino acids. Gene Ontology annotation, biological process: regulation of transcription by RNA polymerase II. Gene Ontology annotation, molecular function: DNA-binding transcription factor activity, RNA polymerase II-specific; RNA polymerase II cis-regulatory region sequence-specific DNA binding.
ACAGACGAAGAUAAAGGGAAGAAGAGGAGACGAGUAGUGUCGUUACUACUGUAUUUAUUUAAAAUUAGAAGACGGAGGAUCAUGUUUGUUCCCUUGCCGGUGCCGUUCGUCUUUCAGAGAACUGUUCCCGACCUCAACGCCUGGUGUCUCAAGUCCUCUCUGGCUCUGCGGUCCAACUCCGAUAUCAGGAUGUCAAAGCCAGUGGAGGCAGAGAAACCUGGGGUUGACUUUCCAGUGGAGAGCACAGACUCAGAGAGGAAUGGCCCUGACUUUAACCACCAGGCUCAGCCAAUGAAAAUAUCCCCCUUCUCCCUCGCUUCUUCUCUGGGUAACACCAAGGGCAAAAUGGAGGAGUGCGGUGAGAUGUCACCUGGCCCCGCCCACACCCCCGCCCCCUCGCAGAGCACCCUCCCCCACACGCAGCUCAUGGUGGCCGGGAGUCAGCUGGCUGGGCUGACCGCCCUCCUGCCCGCGCAGCAGCAGCUCCUGCUGCAGCAGGCCCAGGCUCAGCUCCUGGCUGCAGCCGUGCAGCAGUCCAGCGCAGCUCACGCAGCCCAAGCAGCUCAGGCAGCCGCAGCAGCCAAUCAGCAGCAGCCAUCUGCGCAGUCUCAGUCGCAGCCGCACGCCACGCAGGAGCAAACGGGCACCCCGCCCCCGCCCCAGCCCCCGCCCCAGCUCACCCUCUCACAGGCCAUUCAGCUCACAGCGCAGGACAUCCAACAGCUGUUGCAGCUGCAGCAGUUGGUCCUGGUGCCUGGACACCCCCUGCAGUCGCCUGCGCAGUUCCUCCUGCCCCAGGCACAGCAAGGGCAUCACGGCCUGCUAUCAACACCAAAUUUAAUACCGCUACCUCAGCAAAACCAAGGGGGCCUGCUAUCCACUCCCCCCAGACUGGGGCUCCAAGCACAGGUAAGAUCUGAAGGAAAGCUCCAGGCUUCUGGCCCACAAACUCUUCUAGACAAGGGUGUUGAUAGCGGCGCCACGUUCGCGAGCUCCGUGACCUCUCACCCGGAGGAGCCCAGCGACCUGGAGGAGCUGGAGCAGUUCGCACGCACCUUCAAGCAGAGAAGGAUAAAGCUGGGCUUCACACAGGGGGACGUGGGAAUGGCCAUGGGAAAGCUGUACGGUAACGACUUCAGCCAGACCACCAUCUCACGCUUCGAGGCUCUGAACCUCAGCUUCAAGAACAUGUGCAAGCUGAAGCCCCUGCUGGAGAAGUGGCUGACUGACGCAGAGACCAUGGCCAUGGACUGCAACCUCCCCAGCCCCAGCUCGCUGUCCUCUCCCUCGCUGAGCUUCGAGGGGCUGCCCUCCCGCCGCAGGAAGAAACGCACCAGCAUCGAGACCAACGUCCGCGUGGCCUUAGAGCGCAACUUCAUCACGAACCAGAAGCCUACCUCCGAGGAGAUCCUGCAGAUGGCGGAGCGGCUGAAUAUGGAGAAGGAGGUGAUCCGGGUCUGGUUCUGCAACCGGCGCCAGAAAGAGAAACGCAUCAACCCCUCCAGCGCCACCACCCCCCCCUUGCCCAGCCAGCCCCCCCCUGUGACGCACAAACCCCCCUGCUACAGCCCGCACAUGAUGUCCAGUCAGGGACUGUCCCCAGCUGUCACCAGCCUCAGCACGACAGUGACCACGACUUCGUCAGCAAAUUGUCCCCUGACACCGAGCAGCCCAGCGGUCCUCGGCUCCGCCCCUUCUCCGGUGACCCCACCCCCUUGCAGCACAGCCAGUCCCGCCCCGCCCAGCCACAGUGCCCUGAAUCUCAACCCAAGGAACACAGCGAUGGGGGUAAACACGGGGAUGAACCAAGCUCUCCUCAGCAGCAACCCCCUGGCUACUCUGCAAGCCCUGGCAGCCACUGGUGGUCAGCUUCCCAUUUCCAGUCUUGAGGGGGGAAGCCAGGUGCUGCUGGGGGGCACAGGAGGCGCGGGAGGGGGCCUGGCGUCCUCUCUUUUCCUCAACCACUCCGCCCUCCUGCCCAUGACGCCGGGCGCCGGCGGGCGAUUGGUCGGCUCGGCCGCGGCCAAAGCCGCCCAGGCCCCGUCACUUCCUGCCGCCUGCAGCAUGAGCCCCGGCUCCUGCUCCCCCUCUUCCUGUCUGAGCCCCGCCUCUUCCUGCUCCUUCAGCGACCCGGCGCUCAGCCCGCCCGCUCUGGAAGGGCCCAAGAGCGAGUGACACG